AUGUCUUACGACGCGAACCCAAUCGUGAGUUUAACCAUCGAUUUCCUAUCAAACCAAUCGUCGGGAGCCUCCCAGACCCUCAGCAGCGCCGGUAUCAACAGCACCGGCCCCGACAUAUAUAACUACACGAACUACAUGUCCUACUCUAAUGACAACACCGGUCGCUCUAACGGCAACACCAGUGCCAACGAUGAUGAUGAGGACGACUACACCCUUCGGAAUCUCAUUGUCAUCAUAUUCUACACCAUUAUUAUCUGUGUGUCGUUUUGUGGAAACCUACUGGUGCUCCGGGUCAUAUUUGGCAAGCGAAAAAUGCGCACCACCACCAACUUGCUAAUAGCGUCCCUGGCCCUGGCUGACUUUCUCACCACUACCCUGAACAUACCGUUUAACGUGACCCGGUUCCUAACGUUCAACUACCCGUUCGGUAGAGUACUGUGCAUACUGGUGCCAUUCAUCCAGGUAUGCUGCGUGUACGUGAGCACCCUGACCAUGGGGGUCAUAGCCAUACACCGAUUCUGGACUAUUAUCGGCACGACUAGCAUGGCGUCCAAGUCCAUGUCGACGGUGAAACUGGCGGUGAUUAUAGUGGUGGUGUGGGUCAUAGCUGGCGUACUAGCCCUACCCCACUCCACCUUCAAUAGGAUUGUGCCGACCGUCUAUAAAAACGUUACGUACGACAGGUGCCGAGUGGUGUACCCCAAGCUGGGCGUGGAUUUCGCGUUUUGGUUGUCCAUCGAAGCAAUACCGCUGAGCAUCACAUGUACCCUAUAUAUCAAAAUUGGUUUCGUUGUGGCAAAACAGGGACGUAUAGCCGGUAAGGCUAGUGAUGAACGCAAAAAGCAGCAUGAUGAUGCCCGACGUAGACGUAUUGUCAUGAGAUUUAUCCUGAACAUUAGCCACUUGGACACACGCCAGGCUUAA
Molecule: messenger RNA, 924 nt
Organism: Oppiella nova
Lineage: Eukaryota; Metazoa; Arthropoda; Arachnida; Sarcoptiformes; Oppiidae
Source: the annotation of a GenBank genome assembly